UCAGACCGUGCAAUGGAUCUCCUUUCUGUCCCAGACGUCGUCCCAUCUUCACCUCUUUCACCUUGCCAUCCUAUCCGAGCUUCUCUCGCUCUCUUUCCAUCGACUAUAGUCUUCGAAUCCAUCCCAUCGCCCAAUUCCACUGGGGGCGCAUCCUUUACAAGGACAUAUUCCAUCCCUGUUUAUCCGGCGCCGCCACGGCACUUAUAUAAAUUACGUCAUCGCCACCAUGACUUCGGAAGCUGACCAAGUCGCUGCUCAGGAACUCGCCUCUCAAGAGCACGCCGCUCAGGGGCAGGCAGCUCAUGGACAGGCCGCUCCUCCUGCGCCCUCUGUAUCUGACCUGGAGGACCCCCCCAAGGCUCCCGAGGGGGCUCAAGCAAUCCAGCUCGCUGAAGAGAAGCAGUCGGCAGAGGACAAGACGGCUGGGCAGCAAGUCCCGGCUAUCUCGUCGGAGCCCCCCAAGGCGGACAAUGCUCCCGCAGAGCCGAUCCCAGCUGCCACCCUCGCCAAUGGCGACAAGCCCGAGACGGCGGAGCCGCCCACGAUGACGGGCGCUCUGCGAGACGAGGCCGAGCCAGCUACAAUCUUGCCUAACCCCGCCAACCCCCCGGCCGAGCCAGCUCCAAUCUUGCCUAACCUUGCCAACCCCCCGGCCCAACCCGCGGUCAUUUCCGCCGGCCCUGCCGACGACGCGGCCAAAGAGGGAGCGGCGGCAUCAGACAAGCCCGUCGAGGAGGUUUCCAAGGCUCCCGCCCCCGAGGGAUCCGGUGUAUCUGACGCUGCCAAGGCCAACGGCGGGCCCACGUCCACCGGGGGCGCCGAAACCAAGGAGGCGUCGGCUGCAGAAGCUGCGGCACCUGCUCCCGAAGAGGCCGCGGUGGCCGGAAAGCCUGUGGGCAACGGCAAGCGGAAGGCUGAGGAGCAUGCGCCGACCAACGGCGAGGCUAAGAAGGCCAAGACGGAGGACGCGGCUUCUGGUGACUCGGCCACCAACGGCGCUAGUGGGCCGAAGAAACCUGGACGGGCGAAGAAGAACAAGGAGCCCGUGACUGUGGGGAGAACCGCGCGCAAAACCAGGAGUCAGGGCCCAAUCGAGGGCUGAAUGGACUCGGGGACUUUGGAAAACGUUGCGGCAUGAUGACUUUCGACU
Messenger RNA from Phialemonium atrogriseum, 1150 nucleotides. RefSeq lists its product as uncharacterized. The transcript is spliced from 2 exons. NCBI's taxonomy places the organism in Eukaryota, Fungi, Ascomycota, Sordariomycetes, Cephalothecales, Cephalothecaceae. Bases 227 to 1102 code for a protein of 291 amino acids. The record is from RefSeq and is a predicted model, not a curated record.